GGUAAAUUGUGCUACAGUCAACUAGAAGAGUGUCUACAACGUUUGCAUCAUGAGAUCAAUACUUCUAAUAGGUUUAUACUUUGUUUUUGAGAUACAGACAGGAGAUGGUGCAGUUCAACUGUCUGCCAACCCAGGUGUCAUAGACCCGGGCGUGACGUCAUUGACCGUUAGGUGUGACGUCAACCAGAGCAGCCAGUCGAACAUGUCCGCCAUCUUGUCCAUCAUCGUAUCCCGCGCUGCCAACGGUUCCAGCACCUACACCGACCUGGCCUCGGUGGUCACGUUUCUGGGUCAAAAGGUCAACGUCCUGUCGUCUGAAGGUCUCACGGCCAACGGUUCCGUUCAGGAUGCUGGUCACUCUUUUCUGGAACUACACUGGAACCAGCCAACAGAAGCGCAGGCUGGUCACUACUUGUGUACAGUACAAGGUCCAGACGCUGUUGGACAUAACAUCGACUGGAUUGCUGAAACUGACGUCACAGCCACACAUCCGGGUAAUAACCAGCUCCUGGACAAGAUCCUGCAACUGGAUCUAGACUUGAAGCUGGCCAAUGAAAAAUUGGCAAAUCUUACUCGUGAUUUCACCAGCAUCACCCAGGACCUACUACAUUACAACACGGCCAGGGAGAAAGACAUGCAACAAUUUCUGUUUAGCCCAGGCUUCCUUCACAACAACUCGACCAUCGCAGUUUCCAGAAACCGCAACAGUAACAUCGGUGCCGCGGAGAAUUUGUGCCAGAUUUACGGCGGUUACCUCGUGGAGAUCGACGACGCCGCGGAAUACACGGCGUUGGUGGCGUACCUUAACAACAUCAGCGACAUCAAAUCCGUCUACAUCGGAAUCUACAGAGAUGUCCAAACAGGAGAAUAUAAAUUCAGGCGCAGCGGGAAGACAGCACCGGUGUUGGUGUGGGCGGACAAUAUGCAACGAGAUUAUGUUGAUGACGACAUUUGUGUGCUGAUGUUGAAGAUACACCAGUGGAAGAUGUUGGUGUCGCUUUGUGGAGACAACAACCUGGCUGUGUGUGAGUUUCCUCGUGAUGUUUAAACGGUCGUUACUUCCGGCAGUUGUCAUACGUAGAAAUAAAGUUAAAACGCUUCAAUCAAUAGGCUUGAAAAGUCUAAUGUAAUCAUAUCAAUUUAAAAAAAAAAUCUUUUUUAAAAUAUGGCCACCGAUAAAAUUUUAGCUACAUUUUUAAAAUUAAAGCCGUUUAGGAACCAUCGAUUUCACUAUUUUUUAUAUUUUUAUAUUGAAUAUAACUCGUUGAAAAGCCGUUUAGAAUAAUUUUAUCAAUACAAAUAUGUUUAAAAACUGCUCUCAACUCCUCCUUGAAGUCAACCGGAGUGGCCAGGGAAAGUAAAACGAUGAAAGUCACAAAAAAUGUUUUCCAUGAUAAAAUACACAAUAGUGAUCUACGAUGUACAGCCUAGUAUUGUAUUUAUAUUAAAUAAUAUAACAUCACCACAAUACCCUUUCUCUGCUAAUUCAAAUUAAAAAUAAAAGUGUUAGUUGAAUUACGAUUAUAUUUCUAGUAAUUAUUUGUUUGAAUAUUUCUAGCAUUACUAAAACCGGAAGUCAUUUUAUACUUAUUUCUCAAAUGUUAUAAAAUAUUAAAUUUUGGUUGAAAAAUAUACGUUCUGGCAACAACCAGUUGGAACCAGCUUAUCAAUCCUAUUGUUAACAAAUGUACGUCUUAUUACAUAGCUAUUGUUGGUUCAAAAAACACACAUAAAAUAAACACUUCAAUUAUAUUGUUGAUAUAUUUUAAAAAUAAGAUCGAGGUCUAACCUAGCGCUUACACUAUGACUUAAAGUCUAUGGUCAUCCAACUAGGGGCUGUAUGCAAUAGAGGCCUAUCAAUACAUGUGAUUCUAUUUCUUUCUUUACAGUUACCAGUUUCAUAUAUCUUUGUCUAAUGAUAAUGUUUCUCUUUUGGAUUUUUUGUUUACUUUACUUAGUAGUAAGAAUUUCCUGCAAAAGGAUUUUGAUUAAUUUGGUCGUGAUAUUGUAAACAGUCAAUAAAUCACAAAACUUUUUUAUUAA
Messenger RNA from Physella acuta, 2043 nucleotides. RefSeq lists its product as uncharacterized. The record is from RefSeq and is a predicted model, not a curated record. Lineage: Eukaryota; Metazoa; Mollusca; Gastropoda; Physidae.